Molecule: messenger RNA, 4526 nt
Organism: Castor canadensis (American beaver)
Lineage: Eukaryota; Metazoa; Chordata; Mammalia; Rodentia; Castoridae
Source: RefSeq, a predicted model, not a curated record
CAACUUCACUGUGUGGUGGUUGGAAGUGAAAAUGCCAAGCGAUAUUUUGAAGCAGUUCAAGGAUCAAAAGAGCACCGAGGAGAGCUUUUUGGGAUCUCCAACCUCUUCAGACUAAGACCCCAAGGGUCUUGUCUUACAAGGGACAUCCUGGAGAGAGAAGGGCAGGUGGAAGCCGGGAUCAUGACGGCCUCAACGUGGUUGAAAGAGGGGCCUGCAGGACCCAGGCAAGAAACGCCCAGAGGACCAGAAGGGUCUGCAGAGCAGCUGGCGAGGGAAGUGUGUGAUCUUUGCAGUGACUUCAGUGACGAGGACUCUGUGGGAGCCUCAGUAACAAAGACAGCUAAGAGCAAAGCGCCAGAUUCAAGCAAAGCUUUGGCUGGCUCAGGACAGCUCACCUUACUCCAGUGUGGCUUUUCCACAGUGCUGGAGGCAAAUCGCAGAGCAGGUGGGCACAGCUAUGGCAGUAGUGCCUCUACCGAUGAGAGUGCAGAGGAGCUGCCUGCUGGCCUGGCAGCCGAUGCCAAGUGUGCUACUGGUCGGGAAACGCAUGGCUCUGUCUGCACCUCACAGCACCAGAAGUUAGACGACAACCAAAAUCCAAGUGAAAACUGUGCUGCUGAGAACAGUGAGAAGACUAUAGAACAGAGUGUUUCUUCUGAGUCUGACGAGGAGAAAAACAUGAAAACCACAGCUGAACACAACUGCACUUCAGAGAAUGGCACAGAAUCAGAAGACAGUGAUGUCAUCUUUCCCACACAGUGUGCAGCUCGGAGACGCCCCAACAGUCGGGUAAGGUUUAAGACACCCUUAGAUGGAUCUGAAGACUCUGCAGAAAUCAGAAGUAGGGGGAACUGUAGAGUGGCUAAUGACAGAGAAGAUGGACUAAUCUCAAAAGCCUUGAAUCUGGAGAACACAGCCCUCAGAAAAGGUGCCGGUGAUGUUAGUGAUGAAUCUGAUGACAUUGAAGUUCCCCCCAAGUCAACAGUAAGAGCUCAAGGAGCUGCUAGCUCAUUGAGACUUAAGAGAAAAAAGACAAACAAAAGGGAACUCCACCACUUUCCCAAAGCAAUGAGGAGAGCAGGCCAGCUGCACGCAGCAGACGAGGAUUGUAACUCCCAUCUCAUCGAAGACUCUUCAUCCUCAGGUGAUGAGCCAUCCAUCAGCCACUUCACUAAAAAGAGCCAUGGAGCAAAACCUGUAAAAGACAGAAUCAGUUUCUCCUCAAAGUCACCUAGCCACAAUCAGAAAAACAGCACUUCCCUUCCCAGAAAACUGGCGACAUCUUCAGACGAGAGAGUUGCAGGUCAAGAGCAGAUGUAUGAAUCAAUGGAUAAAAUUUUAGGUGGUGUUCAGGAAGUAGCUUACAUCCACUCAAACCAGAACGUGAUUGGAUCCAGCAAAGCUGAAAACCACAUGAGCCGGUGGGCGGCACGGGACGUGUUUGAGUUGAGGCAGUUUUCCCAGCUUCCUGCUAACAUAGCCGUUUGCAGUUCUAAGACAUUUAAAGAAAAAGUGAACGCAGACACGGCGACACACACAGAGACAGAUCAUUGUCAUCCACCGAGUAAGGGAAGCAUUUCGUUUCCUCUUUAUGUUUCGCAUCCUGUGAGCCAGAAGAAGAAGAAGGUGUACCGUACAGACCAGACCACGUUUAUAAUGGGGGAAACACCAAAGGGAAUACGCAGAAAACAGUUUGAAGAAAUGGCCUCUCACCAUCGCUUGUCCAUAAAGGAGUUUGCCAAGCGUGUGACUCAAGCCACAUCAGAAGAGCGACAGAAAAUGCUCAGAGACUUCUAUGUCUCUCAGCAUCCAGAUGUGGAAGAUUUCCUGGUGGGUUCUGCUUCAGUGCUCACCACAUCUGCCUGCAAGGAAAGAGAGCGAGUGGGGCGUGAAUCUAAAGAAAGAGAGUCACUUAAGAAAGAAAGGCUGCUGUGUCCUAAAACGCCACCCUUUAAAGAUUCCACCAACAAUGGUUCUCAAGUUUGGAGCCCAGAAAUACAGGGAAAAAAAUCAGUUCAGUUUCAAAAUCAUGUUUCCCGUAAAAAAGAGGUGCAGUCUCCUAACACAGAAGCUGAGCAAUCACCUGCUGUCUCUACUGGAGAGACUGACAGUGGGAAAGACAGCCGAGCUCCUGAAGACCCCACAGAAUCCUCCCUGAGCAGUGAGGCUGAGGCCCACAAGACAAAGUUAGGAAGCACCGUGCAAAGCCAGCAGGGCCUCACAAGAAGAAACAGGCCCCUUUUCAAACUGGAAGACAGAACUACAGAAAACCCAGUGUCAGAACACCCUUCCCUGGAGGGCUUGCUCGGUGACACUUCUAUUCUUGGCGGGCUCUUUAAAAGUCACGGGAACAGUGCCACACGACAGCCAAAGAAGAUUCUUUCAGGACCCUUGGAAAAAGCAAAGCAGAGACCAAAAGAUUUCUGGGACAUCUUGAAUGAGCAGAAUGAUGACAGUCUUAGUAAACUCACCGACCUCUCAGUGAUAGAGACCCUGUGUGAAAAAACCCCCAUUGCUGCGUCCUCCAAGAGGAAAGAGGACCUGGGCACUUCUCUUUGGAGAUCGAAUGAGAAGUUUCUAUGGAAGACAUUUACCUCAAGUGAGACAGAUGAAAACUCAGCCAGCACACAGGGAGAGUGACACGCCAGCACAUCGGUGAUGUGCACGGCUGCCAUCACUCACUGUUAGGCCACUGGAUGUGUCACAACCGUGUAUAUGUGUAGUUAUAUACACUAAUUGUAGCAGCUCAAGCACUGUUGUUAGCGUGUUUGUAUUAAGUUGGUGCCCUAGAGGUGGUUUACAGAGUAAAAUGUUACGGAUUUGCUUCCCUUGACACCUGACUCGAUCUUUCAAAAAUAAACUGUAGGGCUCAAAUGGCAGAGCACCUGCCUAGCAUGUGCAAGGCCCUGGGUUCCAGCCCAGCCCCACCAAAACAAAUGUCCUCCAGGAUAAGCCUUUGUUAUGAAAUUUUAAAUAUUUUAGAUUUGUUACCAGGAGACUGGGGCAUCUGUCUCCCCUACUGUGUGAUUACGUGACCUUAGAUUAAUCACUUGUCCUGCUGUGUAACCAUUGCCUAAUAUGAAAGGGACAGGGUUUGAACCAGAUCAACACGAGUGCCCUUCCACUUCUCUGACGCUUCAGUUCUCUCCAAGUUCCGUUCACUCAGAGGCCACUUCCUGCCCCCAUAUCAGGUGCACACUCGUGUGUCUGUCCUACUAGUGUUUGCAAAGGCAUUCGAUGUUUCCCAAAAACCCAUGGUUUCACAGUGUGUUGUUAAAUUCCUUUAGAUAAGAGUCACAGUUAGCCCUGAAUGUGUGGUAUUAUGUUAUUUUAUAACAGCUCCAAUCAAAGGUUAAUGUGUAACUGUGAGACACACUGCUCAAGGAACAGGAUUACCACCACUGGCUGUGUAAGACCAGUACACACUAUCACAUUUAAUCAAUGUAAAUAAGGCUUUGUACAGAGCUUUUAUAUUUCGUAAGGAGGAAGAAAUGAGUGGAUUUGAUUGUCAUUGGAGCUGUUACAUCUAACUAGAUUUAAUGUCCGUGCUUCUACCCAUGCUGGAAUGUGCUCAAUGAUGAAUUGAUCUGUUUAGAAACACCCAUUCAGCAUCCGUGUUCUGCGCCAGGAGCACGGGCUGUACAGAUGGACGCAGCUACAGGGAGAUGUGAGGAGAUGGUGUCUGUGAAGACUUGUGUAGGGCAUGGGUGCAUGGCCCCAGCGGUAGUGCCACGCGUGACCCUGAGUUCAGUCCCCAGUUCUGAAAACACAAUCGUGUCAUCUUCAGCCAGCCUGGCACAUCGAAAGCAGGGUCCUCGUGCUGGACUGCCUUUCAGAUGCGGUGCUGUGACUUUCCCUCAGUUAAACUCAGGGCUGUGAUGGGAGGAGUGUCCAUCCAGAAAAUGUCGGUGAACCAGGUUGUUUUCAGAAAUCACUGUGUGGAAAAAGGACUUGGGGGUGCCUGGGGUGUGAAGCCAUUGCUCAGCAGUGAAAGAGCAAAGACACAAAUCUUCUCAACGGACUGAAUCACCAGGUGUGAUUUUCUUUAGAGCAAUGAUUUUCCCUACAGAGGUAUGAAUUGUAUUUUAUGUCAUGACCCAGAACACACGUGCUCAUGCAUAUAAAUGAUUAAAGGAAAAUAUUUAUGAAAUAACAUCUACCCUUAGUUAUGCAGACGCUUUGUUUUUUUCUCUUCUAGGAGCGUGUUGUGUGUGUACACUUGUGUGGUGUGCGUGGGGGGAGGUGUUAAUGCUCUCAGAAUCCACUUCCUGGCCCUAAUGAUUGGGAGCCACGGCUUGAAGAGCACGACUUCAGGUCACGCAGUCUUGGUCAUCUGUCUGCUGCGGGCCGCCGUAUUACAUCCAGACUCAUCCAGCGCUGCGUUUGCCACCCGGGGUCUUUCGGUGCGAUGAGUGCGCUACACAGGCUGUGGAAGACUGGGCGUGUCGUAGGCAGCUUGCUGACUCUGGGCAGUAAGCAGACCCCACUUCACCUCAACUUAGAAUGUAGUUCAGACAUUUUCAUGA